This is a messenger RNA of Coccomyxa subellipsoidea C-169, 1588 nucleotides long. RefSeq names its product periplasmic binding protein-like II. The record is from RefSeq and is a predicted model, not a curated record. NCBI's taxonomy places the organism in Eukaryota, Viridiplantae, Chlorophyta, Trebouxiophyceae, Coccomyxaceae. The coding region runs from base 1 to 1140 and encodes 379 amino acids. The transcript has 8 exons.
AUGACGUCCAGGCAGCAGCAGCUGAGGUGGCCGACUGCGCAGUGGCUUGCGGCCGCGAUCUUCGUCUUAGCGUCCAGCGUAGAGGGAGUGGAGAAAGAUAAGAGCUACACAAUUGUUGGAGGCGGCGGAACAGCUCUUAGGGAUUUCGUCUCGGACGCAGUCGGCAAUGCAACCCAGGACUCCAACUACAAGGGCCAGCAGUCGUUUCUGAACAACACCUUCCAGUAUGCCAUUGGGGACUUUCCCCUCAGCAAGAAGGACUUUGAGGCUGCCCAAAGGCCGAUCCUGCAGAUCCCCAUCUCAUUUGGUCCAGUGGUGAUAGUGGCGAACUUGACGCCGGAGUUUCAUGCGAGCAGUACACUGCAGCUGAGCGCGCCGGUCACGGCUGCCAUCUUCCAGGGCAACAUCACCACCUGGGACGACCCCGCCAUCCUGGCCAUCAACCCCAAUCUUACGAAGCUGCAGCCGCCGAUCCCUGCAGGCACGAAGAUCCGCGUUGUGGGCCGCUCGGACAGCAACGCGGCCGCCUACGCGUUCUCGCAGUGGGUGUCUCAGGCCGGCAACGGCAGCUGGGCGCUGGGCGUCAACAAGACGCUGCCCACCGGGCCGACAGCGAAAGUGGUUACGGGCGGCGGCAACGUCACAACCUUCCUGCUCAACACGCCCUUCUCCAUUGGAUACACGGAUGCGUAUGCUGGCAAGAAGGCAAAGCUGCCGGACGCGGCGCUGCAGAACGAGGCCGGCAAGUUCAUCCGGUACAGCAAGGCCGACUGGACUUUCCCGGGCGUCAACAUCAGCAUCCCUGCCGCCACCGCCGACUGGUCCAAGUUCAACCUGACCAACCUGCCUGGCGAGAAGACCUACCCCGUAGUCACUACCUCCAUCCUGCUCACCAACAAUGACCUCACUGGUCGCGAGACGCGCGGCGCAGCUCAAAAGGCGGUGUUUGGCUACCUGCUGGGCCCUGCCGUGCAGACUGCUGCCAGGAGCUACGAGCAAUUCCCCUUGAACGACAAGUUCUUGAACGCCUCUCUGACAGCGGUGAACUCCAUCCGGGUCCUUGACCCGAAGGAUUUCUUCGAGAGUAACCAACUGCCAAAGCUCGGAGCUCCCUACAACAUCAACUUCCAGUACAAUUGAAACUGAAAGCUGAGAGUUGCCAGCUGCUCAGCAUUUGCAGAGCCACUGGCAGAUGCUCAUGCACAGGUCAGUUUGCUUUGCAGCAUGAAGGGGGGGUUCAAAAACUAUGGGCCUUCCUGAAGUUCGUGUCGAUGAGAGUGCCAUCUAGUGUAAUCUGUCAUGUGCACCGGUUUGUAAUUGUAGAGGGACAUCUGGGGAUUUAGAAGUAUCUGGAUCAGCAGAUGUCAUAUUGUUUAGGUGCUGCUUGCAUGCGUGCAAAUGCUAUUAUUUAUUCGGAAGGCUUCAUUGAUAAGUUGGGAAUUGAAGUACUUUGCAAAGCUUGACAGCCGUCACGCACAAUUGUUGGAUUUCCAACGUUUCAAACAAAUUCGACUGUUUCACAGCUGCAACAUGUUUAAUAUUGCCCUGAUGACAGAAGCUCCGUUGGGUUGUAAGGUGCUCUACAGUC